Staurois parvus is the source of this 317-nucleotide messenger RNA. Lineage: Eukaryota; Metazoa; Chordata; Amphibia; Anura; Ranidae. The record is from the annotation of a GenBank genome assembly.
AUGUGUCCCCUGCAGCGUCCCCGGCCAUCUCCUCCGGCCGAUGCAGGCAUCCAUCUUCCAGGAUCUGGUCCCUGCGAGCGUCGGGAUGUACGGGGACCAGAACCGGCGGGAAAUUUAAAAAUUUUAAAAAGUGACAUUCACUAAUACACUAAAAUCACAUAUGUUUUGACCUGUGCCCUGCCUGCAUUUUUACUGUUCUUUCUGCCUGGAAACUGAGAAACGUCCAUGGUGUCCAAAAAGCGGCCCUUUAUGUCAAAAGUGGUUUUUAGACCAGCUAAAAUACAGUGAUAGUAAAUCACAACCACUUGCAGAAUUGA